This is a messenger RNA of Guyanagaster necrorhizus, 2113 nucleotides long. Its product is annotated as SET domain-containing protein. Bases 130 to 1848 code for a protein of 572 amino acids. The record is from RefSeq and is a predicted model, not a curated record. Gene Ontology annotation, cellular component: nucleus. Gene Ontology annotation, biological process: heterochromatin formation. Gene Ontology annotation, molecular function: chromatin binding; protein binding; histone H3K27 methyltransferase activity. NCBI's taxonomy places the organism in Eukaryota, Fungi, Basidiomycota, Agaricomycetes, Agaricales, Physalacriaceae. The transcript has 16 exons.
CUCCCCUCUCCCUACUGGAGCACCCCUGGCUCGUUGUUCUAUUGUUCCAGGGCCAUAGUAUAUCCUAGCUGUGAUUCAUCUCUGACUUUCUCUGUAACUCUGAAGCGCUUUCCACCGCGUCGCGUUCCUAUGAAUGACCCAACCAUUGAAAAUCCCACAAGUCUGGUCGUUCAUGCAGCUUUUAGAGAGGCUUGGGACGCGUUUUACGCUUGGGAACAGGAAUAUUGUCGGGAGUCUAUCCGAAACCUCGCCGUACAAGACAUCGACGAGGUAAAUGAAGACGAAUGGGAAAUCGGUCAAUCGGCGAGGUUGGGGGCUGAGGGGUUCUGCAUCCAGCAAUACCAGGAUGGUGACACCAUAACGUCUUGGCUACCUGUUGAAGUCAUCGAAGUAACAGCGCUGUUUCCAGAGUGCUCGCCAUAUGAAUCCUCACCUCUCGCCAGUCGCAGUGUCUUCCACGGUGACGACCCUGAUAGCAUGCUCUUUAUGCCAUUUGCGGAUGAUCCUAGUUUUAUUGAGAUUCCGCAAGAUGGAGACCAGCUGCACCACACAUAUUACACAGAGUUUGAAUGGCAGACCCUAGAUGAUCCCGAUAUUGAGAUCAUCGUCUCUGCCGCAGCGCAGAAGUUGAUCAAUUUGAACAAUAUGACCUUUGAAGAGAUAGACCACACAAACGUCUUCCCCUCGGAAAUGCAAGUCAUGGCAAAUCUUUGCCGUCGACGAGACUUGCUGCCAUGGCUCAGAACGUCCUUCUCCCUCCCGGGGUCCGGACCCAGGACUCGCGAAAUUUCAUUCUUUUGCAAUAAUUUAAACUGUUUAGUCAGUCAUUGCAUGGUCCAUUGGGAAUACAGUCCAAUACCUGUGAAACAAAUGCCUAAAAAGAAGAGCAUUAGGUUAUCCGACGAUAAUGCGGAGCCUUGUGGGCCGAACUGUUUUCUUCACGGAAAUUUGACUUUCAUCGAGAUGCAUUGGACUCCGGAAGAUAUCGAGACGUUGCAUAUCAUGCUGGACCAUGCCCCAGACAUGAUUCCAUGCGAACUCACGACCAUAUGUAGAAAGCCUUGCCAAGAAAUUUACAAACGUCGAUGUGUCUAUAUCCCAGAUGUUUUGGUCGAUGCUAUACCUCGCCAGCGGCCUCCAAUGCGUUACAGGAACUUGAAGAUCAAAGAUACAGACCACCAUGCAUUUACUCCAAAUAUACCUUGCGAGCAUGACGGUCCCUGCGACGCCCAAUCCGGCUGUCUAUGUUUUAAAAACAAUAAUCAUUGCGUGCGAAGCUGCCAGUGUGCCGGUCAUCGAAAGCCUUGUAUCCGCCGACGGACUGGGUGUGAUUGCUCAACCAGGGAAUGUCGGAGGAGCCCUUGCUCGUGCUUCAUGGAGAACAAAGAGUGCGAUCCUGAAUUAUGUCACAAGGGAAGAGCCAGAGACCUGGAGGACUGUACGAUCUGCAGGAACAUGGCCAUCCAGCGCGGUAGACAGAAGGCCGUGGAGGUCAAGGAGAGCCAAUGGGGGCUGGGUCUCUAUCUUUUAGAGCCUGCUGAGAGAGACGAUUUCAUUAUCGAAUAUGUGGGGGAACUCAUUUUUGAGCCGUCGGUGGAUACUCGAUGUGAUCUUGCUCGACAUCGAAAUCGAAACUACAUGUUUGAGUUGAAUCAAACCCUCACAUUGGAUAGCACAUAUCUCUCCAACGAAUCGCGAUAUAUGAAUCAUAGCAAGCAGUCUAAUUGUCGCUCUAUAACGAAACUUGUCAAUGGGGAACACCGCAUUGGGAUAUAUGCCAAUCGGAGAAUGCAGCCCGGCGAAGAGCUAUUGUUUGAUUAUGGAGAUAACUUCUUUCAAAAUGAUUAGGCGCCCUUAUUCUCCAUGAAGAGGGCCAUAUAGUUUCUAGUCAGGUCGCCCUUCCUAUUGAUUGACUAGUCGUCUGAGGAGACAGUACGAAGGUACAGGACUGGUAGCCGCACAAGGUAUACGAAUUGCUGCGUACUCGAAACAUUAUUUCGUGAACGACAGUUGAAAAAAUUAUUUCUGUUAGCUCCGAUGUCAAUUGCAGAUCUAAUAAAGCCUUUGCGGUAGUAUGCAUAUGGCGUGAAAAUACCAGCCCUCAAGGUUUCAC